AGUUUGAUACAGCCUCUAGUAACUCCCAGUAUAUAUCAAUUUAUCAAAUGCCAAUUAUUGUCAUGUAAUGUAUCUAAGUAUGGACGAAGGUGGUCUGUGAAUGAUAAAAAUCUUUGUUUACAGUUGUACCUUGCAAGUCCUAAAUCGUAUCGCCUACUGCCUAGCAAAGCUACAUUGUUAAAAGCUGUCUCUAGUAUUAAAUUAGAACCUGGAUUUUCAACUGCUGUGUUCAACUCUAUGAAGCUCAUAGCCAGUAAGUUAAAACCCCGUGAAAGAAUAUGUGUUGUUUCUUUUGAUGAGAUGUUUUUAAAACCUGGGCUUACCUAUGAAAAACACAAGGGUAAAGUCACAGGUUUUGUAGAAUAUGGUUCCUAUACAGAAAAAACUUCCAAAAUUGCAACUCGUGUAUUUGGUUUUAUAGUAUGUGGUCUUUGCAAGAAGUGGAAACAGGCUGGUUACAUAUUUUUGUCACUUACAGCUCCAUCAGCCACUCUGAAAAUCUUAAGUUAUUUCAGUGUGGUUACGUGCGAUCAGGUGGUCAACAACCAAAAGUUAUAUGCCAGAAAGCUAGGCGUAACAGUUCAACGGCUCUUUUUUUUAGUAGAGGGGCAUGAGAUCUUAACCUUUGUUGAUGUGCCCCAACUCAAUAGAAAAAUACGAUUUCGUAUUUUUCUAUUGGCUAUUUUUUGCAGAGUUAACAGUUAAUAAUUAGUUUUGUCAGAAGA
Molecule: messenger RNA, 725 nt
Organism: Parasteatoda tepidariorum (common house spider)
Lineage: Eukaryota; Metazoa; Arthropoda; Arachnida; Araneae; Theridiidae
Source: RefSeq, a predicted model, not a curated record